AUGGUGAACAAACAACUUUGCGCUUACCCUGCGGGAAAACAAGAGCCCAACUAUGAACGAAGAAUCAGGGCAACAGUACGCGGAAAGGGUAAUUACUAUGUAGCACGAACGUUCACGUAUGUGGGCAUUCUCGGACACUAUAUCGACUCUGGCGAAGCAAUGGACACAAAAAUCUUGGCCUUGGAGGAAAUCAAUGAAAGAAACUGGAGAAACAAUUGCAAAUAUCGUGGAUGCGAUUGUCAAAAAAACAUCUACUGGCGUAUCAUCUACGAAAAUGCCCAUCAUUGUGUUGCCACAUCUCUUCAGACAAGGCAUGAUGUGGACAAGGCUGUUCCAGGAUCUUUAGUUUCCGUUGAGCGAUUAUUCAGUCGACUUGGAAUUAUUUAUGGCAACAAAACAAGAGGCCGUUUACUCCCUUCAAUCGUUGAAUCUCUGGUCAAAUUUUAUGAUGCCAAUCUUGGAAGCAUUGUUAAAAGA
Messenger RNA from Mesorhabditis belari, 477 nucleotides. The record is from the annotation of a GenBank genome assembly. Lineage: Eukaryota; Metazoa; Nematoda; Chromadorea; Rhabditida; Rhabditidae.